This is a messenger RNA of Fusarium vanettenii 77-13-4, 1185 nucleotides long. RefSeq lists its product as uncharacterized. The record is from RefSeq and is a predicted model, not a curated record. The coding region runs from base 1 to 1185 and encodes 394 amino acids. NCBI's taxonomy places the organism in Eukaryota, Fungi, Ascomycota, Sordariomycetes, Hypocreales, Nectriaceae. The transcript is spliced from 8 exons.
AUGAUUUCCAACGGUCAGUCUCCUUACCAAGAAAUCUCCUACCGCAAGCCAACAUACGCUGGCUGCGAGUACCAACAACUGCAGUACCAGCAGCUGCAGUACCAGAGACUGCAGGCAUCGCCCCUUCUCCAGGCUCACAGCCUGGAGAUCCUACAGCUUGAUACAACCAGAAGCUAUAUCCAGCAUGGUUUGUGGGCCAUCCUUCGCGCACAGGCGACACAAAGUCUGUCACAGCUGGUCUUCGCAGCUAACCAUCACCUUAGGACACGAGAAAUGAAACUUGUGGGCUGCGCGCCCAGAAAGUACGACUUCAUGUACUUGAGAAUUGCCUUCGACAAGUACAUGAAAUCGUACUUGCGAGUCGGCUUUGGCAAGUACGACUUUAUGUACUUGCGCAUUGACUUCGCGAAUGAUUGCAAUUAUAGAGAACUGAUCUCUGUCCUCCAGCAUUGGCUGUGGUCGAGCACUUCAUCUUUGCCAGUUGGCUUCGGCAAAUACGACUUCAUGUAUUUGCGCAUCGAUUUCGCCAACGACUGCAAUGUUGGGCGUGGUACCUUGAGGCAUCAUGUAUUUGCGAGCCGGCUUUGGAAAAGAAUGGGCACAACCGACUUCGCCAAUGAUUGCAACGUUGGAGACGGUUGGGAAAGGUACCUAACUGACGAGAUGGACGUCACCCCUUCGAAGCGCGCCAAGACUACCAGACGUGGUCCUGCCCGUGGAACGAUACCUUCCCGCUCUGCUGCCGUCAAGGCCGCCGCUACCAUCGCCGAAGCCGCACAGCAGCAGCCCCUGAGCAGCGGGUCGUCCCCCGAAGAGAUACCCGCUCCCAUCGUCGCGCCUAUUGUGGUCCCGGUCCUCAUUCAUCCUCCCCCUCCUCUUAACACCAUCCGUCCCCAGUCCCUCUUUGGCAACGUUGAGCGCAAGCCCCAGCCUCAGCAGCCCCGCGGCUUCAUGACCAACCAUGGCAUGAAUAACCAUGUGGAACGCUUCCCGCCGGUGUUCUGCUCUGCGAUCUGGCCCUACACUACAAGGCACGAACGGAGCAAGAAUGAGAACAUAUACUUGAACGUCAGUGAUGGAAAAUAUGACUUCAUGUAUUUGGAAGUCGGCUUUGCAAGUACGACUUUAUGUACUUGCGGGCCGACUUUGCGAACGACUGCAAUGUCGGGGGCGGUGGCUGCUUGA